This is a messenger RNA of Candidula unifasciata, 353 nucleotides long. The record is from the annotation of a GenBank genome assembly. NCBI's taxonomy places the organism in Eukaryota, Metazoa, Mollusca, Gastropoda, Stylommatophora, Geomitridae.
GUAAUGCAAUCUACUGCUUUGUCUGCAACUCAUUCGAGAAGUCAAUUUGUGGGGAUGACUUUAGGACUACCAGCAGUGAUGCAAACAGUAGAACAUGGUGUGAGGGAAGCUGCAUCAAGCGACGAGGCGAAAGAGUUGAUGGCUCCGUGCGGAGAAUUGAGAUAGUGCGUUCCUGUGUCACCAGACAGCCUGAGAGUUGCUACAAUGAGAACUAUAAUUCCUUGAAUGUAUAUACUUGUUCCUGUAACUCUGACUUCUGCAAUUUGUCUUCCAGGGUUUCAUCAUCAAGGUGUUUUGCUAUAUUUGUUGGUGUGUCUGUUUUAGCUUUAAUCAGAUUUUAUGUACUCAUUUGA